This is a messenger RNA of Oxyura jamaicensis (ruddy duck), 3710 nucleotides long. RefSeq names its product SEC61 translocon subunit alpha 1 (gene SEC61A1). Gene Ontology annotation, cellular component: Sec61 translocon complex; membrane. The transcript has 12 exons. Gene Ontology annotation, biological process: post-translational protein targeting to membrane, translocation; SRP-dependent cotranslational protein targeting to membrane, translocation. NCBI's taxonomy places the organism in Eukaryota, Metazoa, Chordata, Aves, Anseriformes, Anatidae. The coding region runs from base 142 to 1572 and encodes 476 amino acids. The record is from RefSeq and is a predicted model, not a curated record. Gene Ontology annotation, molecular function: transmembrane protein transporter activity; signal sequence receptor activity; ribosome binding.
GCUCGCCGCAGGGUGUGCGGCGGCGCCGUGGGACGCGGCGCGUGGCAGGAAGCGGAAGGGGCAGGGGGCGGCCGGGCUCAGUCCUGACGUGUCCCUACCGGGCCGCCGCCGCCGCGCUCCUCGCUCCCGUCCGGGGCCGCCAUGGGCAUAAAAUUUCUGGAAGUAAUCAAGCCCUUCUGUGUUAUCCUCCCUGAAAUCCAAAAGCCAGAACGGAAGAUUCAAUUUAAGGAAAAGGUACUAUGGACAGCUAUAACACUCUUCAUCUUCUUAGUAUGCUGUCAGAUUCCUUUAUUUGGCAUCAUGUCAUCAGACUCAGCAGAUCCCUUCUACUGGAUGAGAGUGAUUUUGGCUUCAAAUAGAGGUACGUUGAUGGAGCUGGGCAUUUCACCUAUUGUCACUUCUGGGCUCAUCAUGCAGCUCUUGGCAGGUGCCAAGAUAAUUGAAGUUGGUGACACUCCAAAGGACAGAGCUCUCUUCAAUGGAGCACAGAAGUUGUUUGGAAUGAUCAUUACCAUCGGUCAGUCUAUUGUCUAUGUAAUGACUGGGAUGUAUGGAGACCCAUCUGAGAUGGGUGCUGGUAUCUGCUUGCUUAUCACAAUUCAGCUUUUUGUUGCUGGAUUGAUAGUUUUGCUCUUGGAUGAGCUCCUACAGAAAGGAUAUGGUCUCGGAUCUGGCAUCUCCCUCUUCAUUGCUACCAAUAUCUGUGAGACUAUUGUGUGGAAGGCAUUCAGCCCCACCACUGUGAACACAGGACGAGGCAUGGAAUUUGAGGGUGCCAUCAUUGCUCUGUUCCAUCUUCUGGCUACUCGUACAGACAAAGUCAGAGCUCUCCGUGAGGCCUUUUACCGUCAGAAUCUCCCCAACCUUAUGAAUCUGAUUGCCACCAUCUUUGUGUUUGCUAUUGUAAUUUACUUCCAGGGCUUCAGAGUGGAUCUUCCCAUCAAAUCUGCUCGCUACCGUGGCCAGUACAACACCUACCCUAUCAAGUUGUUCUAUACUUCCAACAUUCCCAUUAUUCUUCAGUCUGCUCUGGUGUCAAACUUGUAUGUCAUCUCCCAGAUGCUUUCUGCACGCUUCAGUGGCAACUUACUGGUUAGCCUGCUGGGCACUUGGUCUGACACGUCAUCUGGCGGCCCUGCUCGUGCAUAUCCUGUUGGUGGACUUUGUUAUUAUUUGUCACCUCCAGAGUCCUUUUCUUCAGUGUUAGAAGACCCCGUCCAUGCAGUUGUUUAUAUUGUAUUUAUGUUGGGCUCCUGUGCUUUCUUCUCUAAAACGUGGAUCGAAGUCUCUGGCUCCUCUGCUAAAGAUGUUGCCAAACAAUUGAAAGAACAACAAAUGGUAAUGCGAGGCCACAGAGAAACUUCAAUGGUACACGAACUGAACAGGUACAUCCCUACAGCUGCUGCAUUUGGUGGUCUCUGUAUCGGCGCCCUCUCUGUGUUGGCAGACUUCCUUGGGGCAAUUGGGUCUGGAACUGGAAUCUUGCUUGCUGUCACUAUCAUUUAUCAGUACUUCGAAAUUUUUGUAAAGGAACAGAGUGAAGUUGGCAGUAUGGGAGCUCUUCUUUUCUAAACCUAGCUUCUAAUGGACCCAGGAAGGAGGGGAGAAGCACUCUCAAAAGUGUCCAGUCAGAUGGAAGGAAGUAAUGUAAACUUGAUAAUGUCAUUCUAUAGGAACACAUAUUUUAAUAAUGUUUCCAAAGCGCAUUCCCUUAUGUUCAAACUUUUCUAGCAUACUGUUUGCAUUUUAUAGAUUGCUGGGGGAAAAUGUGCAAAUUUUUUUUUAAGAAAAUUGUUUUUUAAUUAUAUAUUAAGAGAAUCAGCUUUCUGAAUUGGAUUUAGUUCAAUGACUCUUGAAUUUUUUCAUCCCCUUUGAAAAUUGGUAUACCUGAAGCCUUUGCAGGUUUUAAUAAAUAAUUGUGGAGAGGGUUGAAUGUUUGGAAAGGAUAUUUUUUUCCCCAAUUAAACAAGUUUUUGUAGCUCCUUUGCAGUAGUGGUGAGAAAUCUCUCCGCCUAAUGCUUGAGUUCCAUAAUUAUGGUUGUAAGCACAAACAGUGUUUAAUAUGUUCAGUUUUGUGGGGUCUUUUUUUGUUCAAAUAUGGCAGAUUUGGGAGGCAGUUGUUUCUUUUCACUAAACGUUAUCUCUAAUUCCAAAUGUCUUGUAAUUACUGAGCUUGACCUUGACAGAUGUUGAAUAUUGGAUUGAGAUUGUUGUCAAGGUUUGGUAAGAGAUAGGAAUGUCGUCUUUCCCAUCACCCCUCCUCUGUAAGCAGAAAACUCAGGUCAAUCGAGAUUCUGCCAGAGUCUGUGCCUAGGAGUUGCACCUUUUGAAACUUGGUAAUACCGGCAGCUUUGUAAAAACCUUUUAAUUAGUUCUCCUUGCCAUUAACUGUAGUCCUAGUUCUGAUGCUAGCUGGAAGAAAUAGAUGUUACGGCUGAUUAGGUGCAUAUCUGCUUGUACCCUUUGCUAAAGGUAAUUCUCGUCGAUUUAAAAAAAAUGGGUCUCGUAGCAAUCAGGACGUUAUCUGACCACUCAUAUCUAGUGAAUUUUGAGUCUCACUCAUAUCACACAAAGGAGUGUGAAAGAAUGUACGUAUUUGUCUCCUUUUUCUAUAGUCAUGUAGGAGGCCUUUCCAUCCUAUAAUUUCAUUGACUUGAACGGUGCAUAAAAAAUACUUCUUUAGAAGGUAUUGGGACUCCUUUUUCAGCAUCAUGCCUUCAAAAUGGCAAACUUACUAUAAAAGGCUUCAGUGGACCAGAAUAAUCCUUAAGUUUCUAUUUUUUAAUUUAGAUUGUCAGUACUAAUUAGGUGCCUAGGACCAAAUGGAAAUAUUAAUGUAUGAGUCUUGUAAAUACAAUUUUUUUCCAUCAGUAUUGGACAAUACAGAAACCAGAAUAAGUUACAAUGUUGGAAUGUUUCUCAAGGCUGCAUCAACAUGCCUUUUGUGCAUUUUUGCAUGUUGUGCUGACUGACAGUAUAUGAAUUACUUUAUCUGCUCGGAGUGAUGGGACUCGGCUGUGUACCCAAGGGGCACAGAUGACAUCCAGCAACACUUGUUAAUGCACUGAGCUCAGAUACCAAAUGCAUGAGAAUUCUGCAAAUCCAGAAUGAGACUCACUUGUAUGGAUAGGUGUAAGUCCUGGGAAAAGGAUCACAAUUGGAAAAGGAACAGAAGAAUUGAGAUAAAAAUAUCUGUGACAUGCUUACUACCAACUGUUCAUUAUUAAUUCACACUAUGUUCUCUAAUUUUCCUGUAUUUUAUAAAUACUGGCACGUCACAGCACAAUUUUGAUGUGAAGUAGGGACAGUUCAAAAGUGGCUUUAAAGGGAGAGGGAAGGAGUAUGGUGUGGUUCUUUUUUUUGGGUUGUUUUUUUUUUUCAGGACGCCCAAUGUGAUUUUUUUUUUUAUUUGUAAUAAAAAGGACUCCACUUCUGGGUAUGCAGUUCUGGCUGGGCUGGAGCUGUACUUACAUUUUUGGUCAUAUCAUCUGUUUUGAACUGGCUGCAGUUUAGACCAUCAGCUCGAGUGUCUAAGCUGCACUUGUUCUGUGCAUUUGUGUUUUUGUUGUCUUGUGCUGGAGUCUUUGUCUAUUAUCAAGCAGCUAUGUCCUCAAAGCAGGACCUGCUGAUCAUACAGUGGAUGUUCACAAAAAGAAAUAAUGCCUAAACAAUCUGCUUUAUACUGAAAUAAAGUACAUCUUUGGAGCUAA